CCAGAACAGCAGCCACAGCCUCGCCCCUAUCAAGGUGUCCGUGUCAAAGAGCCGGUGAAGGAGCUGUUGAAAAGGAAAAGGGGAAAUGCUCACAAUGCCACUGCAACGGCAGCUACAACGGUGGUUUUGCCCCACCAGCCGCUUCCUCCCUACUCACCAAUGGGCCAGCCUUGCAUUGAUAUGGAUGUCACCAGCACUGCACUGCCUGUCACUGAUGAAGGAGCACUCUGCUCUGGCUGGAUCUCCCAGCCCUCUUCCACAGCCUUACAGCCUUUGACUCAGUGGACCACUUACCCUGAUUAUGUGCCUCAUGAAGCUGUCAGCUCUCCAUACACAGCAGAUAUGUAUGUUCAGCCUAUGUGUCCCAGCUACACACUGGUGGGACCUUCAUCUGUUCUGACUUAUGCUUCUCAGCCACUGCUCACCAAUUUUGCACCUCGCAGCAGCACCCCUGCCGUUGUGCCCCAGCUGGAGGUGACAGACCAGCAGCCACCUCUCACCUACUUCCCGUGGGCACAGCCCCUCUCUGCGCUGCCAGCCUCCACUUUGCAGUACCAGCCCUCUUCUUCCACGCUUCCUGGGCCGCAGUUUGUGCCUGUGCCAAUCUCCAUCCCCGAGCCGGGCGCCCAGGAGCUGGAGGACGCCCGACGGGCCGUCGGCACGCUGCCCCUCGAGAAGCUGCUGCUGGAAGAUGAAGACAAUGAUACAAUCCUACAUAUUUAUGCAGCUAAAGGUAUGAGGGAGCAUACCUUGGCAGCUGCAGAGCGCUUGAAGCCACUGCGGAGACUUGAUGCCAAGGAACACAGAGGAAAGACUCCUCUGCUGGUGGCUGUCACUGCCAGGCAGCCAGCUAUUGUCUAUGAUUUGAUCCAGGCAGGAGCAGAUGUCAAUGCUGUAGACAACAAAGGGCAGUCAGCCUUACAUCUUGCUGCAACAUAUGGCUAUGGCCAAGUCCUCCAGGUCAUACUGUCACUGGUUUUCCCUCUUGACUUAGAAACAAAGGAUUUUGAAGGCCAUACCCCACUGCACUGUGCUGUGCUGGCACACAGUGCCCUGCUCCGGGAGCAAGGCUGCCAGGUGUUGAAGGAGCAGCAGCAGAAAGACCUGCAGCACCGAAGGGAAGAGCUGGAGUCCUGCAUCCACCUGCUGGUGCAGGCAGGAGCCUCCAUCCACAGCAGGGAUGUGAAAAGCAACAAGACAGUUCUUCAUUACACAGUCCAGGAUGGGAACAUCUCCCUGCUCAGGUACUUCUUGGAGCUGAAUGCUUUCCAGUCCAAGGACUUUGUCAACAGCAAGGCACAUGGCAACACACCUUUGCAUAUGGCAGCUGCACUGCCUUGUGACAAGAACCAGCAGGAAAUCAUCCAGCUGCUCCUCGAGCACGGGGCAGACCCGCGCCUCCGAAACCUGGACAACGAUCAGCCCAUCCACAUGGCUCCUGCUGGGAAAGCUGGGGAGCAGAGCCUCUAA
Messenger RNA from Dryobates pubescens (Downy woodpecker), 1470 nucleotides. RefSeq names its product POU class 2 homeobox associating factor 1 (gene POU2AF1). The record is from RefSeq and is a predicted model, not a curated record. The annotation marks the transcript as partial. Gene Ontology annotation, cellular component: nucleus. NCBI's taxonomy places the organism in Eukaryota, Metazoa, Chordata, Aves, Piciformes, Picidae. Gene Ontology annotation, molecular function: POU domain binding; DNA binding. The transcript is spliced from 11 exons. Gene Ontology annotation, biological process: regulation of gene expression.